This is a messenger RNA of Nymphaea colorata (pocket water lily), 1681 nucleotides long. RefSeq lists its product as uncharacterized. Gene Ontology annotation, biological process: regulation of DNA-templated transcription. The transcript has 4 exons. Bases 255 to 1436 code for a protein of 393 amino acids. NCBI's taxonomy places the organism in Eukaryota, Viridiplantae, Streptophyta, Magnoliopsida, Nymphaeales, Nymphaeaceae. The record is from RefSeq and is a predicted model, not a curated record. Gene Ontology annotation, cellular component: nucleus. Gene Ontology annotation, molecular function: zinc ion binding.
UUACACUUCAACACCGCCUCAUGUUUGACAGCAAGCACAAAAACUACAUCGCCCCAAAGUUUUCCGAGAGAACCGACGCCUUUUCGCUUUGAUCAAUUCCUCGGACUCCGCCGACGUUAGACGAAUCUGAGAGUCACAAUUCAUGCGUCGAGUGAAGUUGGGUAUUGUGGUUCGCGUCAUCAUUCCAUAAAAGGGCCAAAGAGGGGCCUUCCAACUUUUGAAGAAGCGAGCGCGCGGGAGAGAGCGAAAAAGAGAUGGGUGGAUCGAAUGCGGGAAAGUGGCUGGAGAAGGCUUUGAUUCGUCUCUGCAAUCAAGUGGACAACGAGUUUUCCCUGGAAGACGACGUCAUCGCGGGGGUCGUCUCCUACUGCGAGUUGGCCACCCCGAAGGACGCCAGGGAAUACCUUAACAAUAUUGUUGGUCAAGAGAUAGUUCAACCUUUAGUAGAGGAGUACAUGCAAAGAAGAGGUUGUGUGAAUUCCAGCACUGAGACCGGUCAUAUCUUGAAGCCUAACCUGCAGACCUAUAUCAAGCCUCCUGCUGAUGAAGGUCUGACUAUUGGAGUGAGAAAGCAGACCAGAAAACCCAAAGAUGAAGUUAAUAUCAGUAAACAGGAAGGAAUAAGUGAUCCCAAGCCAACAGAUGCUCAAAGCAUCCAGAGGAAUGCAAUUAAUGUUUCCAAAAAGAAGAAAUCCGGUAAAUUGGUUUCACUUGCAGAUGCUGCUAAGGGGUCUAUUGUAUUUCAACGAGGAAAGCCAUGCUCAUGUCAAGCUCGUAGACACAAGCUUGUUAGCAACUGUUUGUCUUGUGGCAAGAUUGUAUGUGAGCAAGAAGGUGAAGGACCAUGCAGUUUUUGUGCUGCACUUGUUCUUCGAGAAGGGAGCACCUAUGCUGGUCUGGAUCAAACUGCAGUUCCUCUUUCUGAAGCAGAAGCAGCAGCAGAAGCUUUCAGGAAAAGGCUUGUCGAUUAUGACAGGAAUUCUGCUCUACGUACAACAGUGAUUGAUGACCAGAGUGACUAUUAUGAAGUAGAGGGAAGUAAAUGGUUAUCAGCUGAGGAAAAAAAGCUCUUGCAGAAGGAGCAACAGGAAAUUGAAGAUGCUGAACGUGAGAGACGGAGUAAAGUUGUUGUAACGUUUGACUUAGUGGGUCGCAAGGUGAUAAUGCAUAAGGAUGCUGCAGAUACUGAAACAGAAAGUUGCUUAUUGAGACCAAUGGAACCCACAGAACAAAGAGAUAUUAAUCGAAUAAAGCCUAAUCCAAGCAUUGAGAUACUCCCUGUCUUUGUUGAUGGUCCACUCAAGAGCUCCAGCAGAGUGAGGAAAACAGUUAGAAGAGCGAACGGUUUAUGCUUGGAGAUAAGUGGGAGGGUUGAGCAUGAUAGCAUUGAAUUGCUACCAUUUUCAGACGAAAAUUCACAGAAGGUUAUCUCAUAGCACUUCUUGGCAAAUCUUCAAGAGUCGCCUAUUCUAUCAGUGAACUCGUAGGUGAAUGUUCAUAAUGAGAAACAUGCGUGUAACCAUGGAUUAUUGUCUUUUGUCCUCUCUACUUGUCCAUAUGUGAGGGUACAUGAAAAUCUAAAGGGUUUUAGUAAACAAAUUUUCAUUUGUUCAAUGAAACGUAUUGGAGACAAAAAGAAUGUCACCGAACUGGAAAAAUUUUGCUGAAGACUACCUAUUGG